Molecule: messenger RNA, 1089 nt
Organism: Ceratina calcarata
Lineage: Eukaryota; Metazoa; Arthropoda; Insecta; Hymenoptera; Apidae
Exons: 7
Coding region: 536-991 (151 amino acids)
Source: RefSeq, a predicted model, not a curated record
ACGCAGAAAUCGUAACGAGAUAAUGCUCUCCAAAUUGAAAAUUCACGAACACCCGAUCUCCUUCUAUCACUCCCUUUUUCUCUCUCUCUCUCUCUCUCUCUCUCUCUCUCUCUCUCUCUCUCUUUCUCUCUCGUUGCGAUGUAAGAGGAUUGAGAAUAAACAUCAGAUUACUGCGAUCGUUUCAAACCGCUAACGCCGUACGAACACUUUUCAUUGAAGUUACAUUUAUGUAGCCAAUUAAGCAGGUGACGCGAUAAUCGUAGCCAUGUUUGAUAUAUCGAACACGUAUCGACAUGCGUAUCGAAUUAGCGUAGUAAUGGCGGAUGUUGGGACUUGGACAAGACGCUGAAUUCUUUAUUUUCGACGUUUCGUAUAUUUAUACCGGUAGUGUCACGUGAAGUACUUGGGUGUGAAAGUUUCGACCAGAUUUGAGGCGCAUUCGAUAACACGUAAGUGUGUGAGACGUAGAUCGUGAAAAUUCGAAAUAUUCAUGACGGGCACGAGUCUGUGUAAGCUGUGAGAAAAAUUCGGCGAGAUGCAAAGAAGCUUCAGGAGCGUCCGCGGCAUUCGACAAGAUUUAUUUGGGAUCAGAGCCACUAUUCUGGAUUCUGGACAGAACUGCAGCUAUCGGUUCUCCAUGAAGAGUCCUCGAGUAGACGGACUGGUGGGAGCACCAGACGUCAUUGGUUAUUCCCGAGGCCCGACUUUCAAAUCGAUGAGUUUUACGAUCAAACAUAUAAAUAGUAAUCGAACGGUAAACGCGGACCAAAGUUUCUAUUGGUAUAACCGGAAAGAUGUCUCGCGUCACUAUCAUUCUCGCUCUUCUUGCCGCCGCUUGCGUUUACAUUCGUUUUCAUACUUUGUAGUGGGCAGCGUAACGGCACAGCAUUGUGGUCCUAAUGAAGAAUUUAAAAAUUGUUCAACUAUGUGUGAACCUACAUGUGAUCAGCCUAUUCAAGUCUGUGGCCAUGUUAUUAUGCGAUCCUCCUAAGUGCCAAUGCAUGUGGAAGUUUUUCAGAAACCGUGAAGGAAAUUGUGUUCCAAGUGCCGCGUGUUAAUUCUAACCAUUUGCAAACUUCUGGGAAAUGA